Molecule: messenger RNA, 2620 nt
Organism: Condylura cristata (star-nosed mole)
Lineage: Eukaryota; Metazoa; Chordata; Mammalia; Eulipotyphla; Talpidae
Gene: UBA2
Product: ubiquitin-like modifier activating enzyme 2
Exons: 17
Coding region: 57-1976 (639 amino acids)
Biological process (GO): protein sumoylation
Cellular component (GO): SUMO activating enzyme complex; cytoplasm
Molecular function (GO): SUMO activating enzyme activity
Source: RefSeq, a predicted model, not a curated record
CCGCUUCCGGCCGCGGCAGAGUUCUCCCGCCUCCGCCGGCUCGUGGUCGUCCCGCCAUGGCACUGUCGCGGGGGCUGCCUCGGGAGUUGGCCGAGGCCGUGGCCGGAGGCCGGGUGCUGGUGGUGGGUGCGGGCGGCAUCGGUUGCGAGCUCCUCAAGAACCUGGUGCUCACCGGCUUCUCCCACAUCGACCUGAUUGAUCUGGAUACUAUUGAUGUCAGCAACCUCAACAGGCAAUUUUUGUUUCAGAAGAAACAUGUUGGAAGAUCAAAGGCCCAGGUGGCCAAAGAAAGUGUGCUGCAGUUUUACCCGAAAGCAAACAUCAUAGCCUACCAUGACAGCAUCAUGAACCCAGACUAUAAUGUGGAGUUUUUUCGACAGUUUAUACUGGUGAUGAAUGCUCUAGAUAACAGAGCUGCCCGCAACCAUGUUAAUAGGAUGUGUCUGGCAGCUGAUGUCCCUCUUAUUGAAAGUGGAACUGCUGGUUAUCUUGGGCAAGUAACUACUAUCAAAAAGGGAGUCACGGAAUGCUAUGAAUGCCAUCCCAAACCGACCCAGAGAACUUUUCCGGGCUGUACAAUUCGUAACACACCUUCAGAACCUAUACAUUGUAUUGUUUGGGCAAAGUACUUGUUCAACCAGUUGUUUGGGGAAGAAGAUGCUGAUCAAGAAGUGUCUCCUGACAGAGCUGACCCUGAAGCUUCCUGGGAACCAAUGGAAGCUGAAGCCAGAGCCAGAGCAUCUAGUGAAGAUGGUGACAUCAAACGUAUCUCCACGAAGGAGUGGGCUAAAUCAACCGGAUAUGACCCAGUCAAACUUUUCACUAAGCUUUUUAAAGAUGAUAUCAGAUACCUGUUGACAAUGGACAAACUGUGGCGGAAAAGGAAACCUCCAGUUCCAUUGGAUUGGGCGGAAGUGCAAAGUCAAGGAGAAGAAACCAAUGCAUCAGAUCAACAAAAUGAACCUCAGUUAGGUCUGAAAGACCAGCAGGUUCUGGAUGUAAAGAGCUAUGCACGGCUGUUUUCAAAGAGCAUUGAGACUUUAAGAGUUAAUUUAGCCGAAAAAGGGGACGGAGCUGAGCUCAUAUGGGACAAGGAUGACCCAUCUGCAAUGGAUUUUGUCACCUCUGCUGCAAACCUCAGGAUGCAUAUCUUCAGCAUGAAUAUGAAGAGCAGAUUUGAUAUAAAAUCAAUGGCAGGAAACAUUAUUCCUGCUAUUGCUACUACUAAUGCAGUGAUUGCUGGGUUGAUAGUAUUGGAAGGAUUGAAGAUUUUAUCAGGAAAAAUAGACCAGUGUAGAACAAUUUUUUUGAAUAAACAACCAAACCCCAGGAAGAAACUUCUUGUGCCUUGUGCACUGGACCCUCCUAACCCUAACUGCUACGUGUGUGCCAGCAAGCCAGAGGUGACUGUGCGGAUGAACGUCCAUAAAGUGACUGUUCUCACUUUGCAAGAUAAGAUAGUGAAAGAAAAAUUUGCUAUGGUAGCACCAGAUGUCCAAAUUGAAGAUGGAAAAGGAACAAUCCUAAUAUCUUCAGAGGAGGGAGAGACAGAAGCUAAUAAUCACAAGAAGUUGUCAGAAUUUGGAAUUAGAAAUGGGAGCCGGCUCCAAGCGGAUGAUUUUCUUCAGGACUACACUUUACUGAUAAACAUCCUUCAUAGUGAAGACCUAGCAAAGGAUGUUGAAUUUGAAGUUGUUGGUGAUGCCCCAGAAAAAGUGGGGCCCAAACAAGCUGAAGAUGCUCCCAAAAGCAUAACCAACGGCAGUGAUGAUGGAGCUCAGCCGUCCACUUCCACAGCACAAGAGCAAGACGAUGUGCUCAUAGUUGAUUCGGAUGAAGAAGGUUCCAAUAAUGCUGACGUCAGCGAGGAGGAGCGAAGUCGUAAGCGGAAGCUAGAUGAGCCGGAAAACAUCAGUGCAAAGAGGUCACGCCCAGAGCAAACAGGAGAGCUUGACGAUGUGAUCGCUUUGGAUUGAAGAGAGCGCCUAGACCGGCCCCCGCGUUGGGCCGCCGGACCCCAGGCUGCUUGUUCCGUCCUUUGUUCCAAAGGGAAAAACUACACCAGGGUGUGAAGAUAAUUUGCUCCCUUUGAACAUUCAUUUGGCUAGAACUGUUAGAACACGCGGUCUGUUUGGAAGUAGAAAUAUCUAGUUUACAGCCUCUGAACAAAGGGCGUCACCUCGUGAGAUGAAACAACACAGUGCAUGUUGCCUUUUAAUGUACAUACCCUUAGGUAUCAUUUCAUAGUUUUAAAAUAUUGUGGUUUAGUAAAGUUGAUACCUGGUUAUAAAUAUUACGCCUUUAUUUUUGGUUAGAAGAAGAAUUAUUUUUAGCCUAGAUCUAACCAUUUUCAUACUCUUAACUGACUGAAACAGAUUCAAAGAAGUAUCAAGUGCUAUGCAUUGAAACUUGUUUUUAAAUGUUGACUGGCACUGUGUAUAUUAAUGUAAAACAAUGUUAAUUUACUCAAGUUUUCAGCUUGUACUGCCUGGUAUGUCUGUGUAAGAAGCCAAUUUUUGUGUAUUGUUACAGUUUCAGGUUAUUUAUAUUUGAUGUUUUGUAAGACUCAAAUACAGCUAUACUGUACUAUGGACCAAAUAAAUGACAUCUGCAUACUUUA